AUUAACCUGCUCUGAAUCUCUGGACGGAGCUACGCCCCUCUCCUAGCUUGUCUGCUCUUCGCUGUGCUUUCCAAAAUGGUCUACCUCGUCGUCCUCGCUGCGCUCUUUUCUGUGGCCAAUGCAGAGUAUCUAGACCUCUCUCUCCGUCAAUCCGUAGUACCCAACACGUAUCCGAAUAUCUCUGCAUGUGCUAGUCAACCUUUCACGUUCUCCUGCGAAAAUACGACGACGAUCGAGAAUACGUGCUGCUCGCCUACGCCGGGUGGAUUGGUACUGCAGACUCAGUUCUGGGACACGUAUACGGGGUAUGAGGAGGAGGGACAGUUGUUGCCGAAGGGGAGUUGGACGAUCCAUGGGUUGUGGCCGGAUAAUUGUGACGGGACGUAUGGGCAAUAUUGUGAUGCGUCGAGGCAGUAUGAUCCAUUGCCUGAUGAUAGCAGUGUCACGGCGUAUACUGGUCCUGGUGUGGAUACGUUCGUGAAAGACUUCGGAAGGCAGGAUCUGCUUGAUUUCAUGAACAAAUAUUGGGUUAGCCAGGGAGAAAAGAACGAGGGGUUCUGGGCUCAUGAGUUCUCAAAGCAUGCGACGUGCACUUCUACUUUCGAUGUCGCUUGCUACGGACCGGACUACAAGGAGCAUCAGGAUGUCGUUGAUUUCUUCCAGGCUGUCAUUCGUGCUUUCAAAAUGUUCCCUACAUACGACAUCCUUGCGGCUUCCGGGAUCGUGCCAUCGAACAAGACGACGUAUCCUCUCUCGCAGAUUCAGACCGCAUUGAAGGCUCAGACCGGUUCUCUUCCCUACGUCGGAUGUGGAAGUAACGGGACUGUUCUGCAAGAAGUGUGGUAUUACAACCACGUUCUGGGAACGGAACAAUUCGGGCAGUUCAAGAUCUUGGACACGACCUAUAAUAGCACUUGCUCUGCUACAGCUGGUAUUCAUUAUUACGAGAGGACACCCACGUCCGAGCGUGAGGUUCGGUGAGGCGUGGAGUGUGGGAGGAGAAAUUUAAAGUUGAGAGGUACCCAUCAUGUGGGCGAGGUUACGAUUGUGAAUCGAGGUUCCCUUUGCUACAGUACUACCUCCUCAUAAAAGACAUUUUUUGCGAGCAA
Messenger RNA from Stereum hirsutum FP-91666 SS1, 1109 nucleotides. Its product is annotated as ribonuclease T2. Gene Ontology annotation, cellular component: extracellular region. NCBI's taxonomy places the organism in Eukaryota, Fungi, Basidiomycota, Agaricomycetes, Russulales, Stereaceae. Gene Ontology annotation, molecular function: RNA binding; ribonuclease T2 activity. Bases 76 to 981 code for a protein of 301 amino acids. The record is from RefSeq and is a predicted model, not a curated record. Gene Ontology annotation, biological process: RNA catabolic process. The transcript is spliced from 6 exons.